Dendronephthya gigantea is the source of this 2307-nucleotide messenger RNA. RefSeq names its product guanylate-binding protein 6-like. Gene Ontology annotation, molecular function: GTPase activity; GTP binding. The coding region runs from base 146 to 2239 and encodes 697 amino acids. The transcript has 11 exons. The record is from RefSeq and is a predicted model, not a curated record. Lineage: Eukaryota; Metazoa; Cnidaria; Anthozoa; Malacalcyonacea; Nephtheidae.
CCAUCGGCCGACAUCAUUACCGUUUGGAAACACAGUAUAAGAUUACAGGCUUUCGUGUCUAUAAAGCAACGCUUCAGUGAAGCAGAAGUCGAAAUCGAACACAGCAGCCAGUCUCGAAUUUGACCUUUUUUUCGAAUCGAUCACGAUGGAUAAGUUCAAGAAGGUUUCACUAAUCGGUGCGGAUGGUGUAGAUGCUAAGACAAGCUCAUUACCUCUCGUGUUACCGAACAACAUGAAAUACGACUCAAAAUCUGGCAGUCUUACACACAUCACGGGGGUGAAACGCACUCAUUUGGAGAUAGUUCCAUCAACUCUGGCUCUACUAGCAAACAUACGGGAUCCUGUGGCAGUGGUGUCGAUUGGAGGCAUGGCUAGAAGUGGAAAAUCGUAUAUUUUAUCGAGAUUAUUGGGCUCGUGCGAUGCGUUCAAGCUAGGCCACAGUAUGGACCCGGAGACUUUCGGAAUAUGGAUUGGGACUCAAGUCUUAAAGACAGAUCACUUCACAGUCCUGCUGGUUGAUACCGAAGGCAUUGAUUCUGCAUCAGCAGAGAAAAAGAAUGACAUAUCUUUGUUGGUUUUGACGAUAUUACUCAGCUCUUAUUUCAUCUUCAACACAUUAUCCGUACCAAGACAAUCCCAACUCGAGGAACUACAAUGUUUUGUGCAGCUUGUGACUGGUCUUCGGGUAAGUCGCGAAGGAGAAGAUGAUUAUAGAAAAUUUUCCACGGUUUUUCCAGAUUUUCUCUGGCUUCUUCGCGACGUCACCCUAACACCAACUGACGAAAAAGGAAACGAAAUUGAUCCGAAAACGUUUCUCAUGGAUCGCGUUCUUAAACCAAGCGGUGGUUUCGAAGAAAAGCCGAGUGACAAGGUUGCCAAGGCGCUGAAGAUGUUUUUUCCAUCCAUCGAUUGUAUCGCUCUUCCUCCACCAUCAGAGAACGCCGAGAUCAUGAGGAAUAUCGAACAGAAUGAGGAUAAAUUAUCGCCAAAGUUUAAAGCAGCUGUACCAGGAGUUACAAAUCAUAUCUUCAGCAAAAUCAAACCAAAGACUGGAUACAGCACGGAUUCUCGUGUAACUGGAGCACAGCUUGCGUGCAUGUUGGAGACUUAUGUUAAAGCGGUGAAUGACCCGAGCGCCAUUCCAGUGAUGGAAACAAGUUGGCAGACAUCGCUGAGAGUCAUCGCAGAACGUUUUCACAGCGAGUGUCUGGAGUUGUAUAAGAAAGGAAUGGACGCUGCUCUGGAGGAACGUGAUAAUAUACCCCUGGAAACCACAGGUGAAGGGACGACGAUUGUUAGUGUACACAGGAAAUAUUACACCUCAGCACAACAGCAUUUGAGAAAAGGUUUGGGUCCAAUGUCUAACGAGGCUGAACUGUCCAAAUUUUUGAGCAAUCUUCAGCAAGCUGUGUUUGGUACGAAAGGCAAAAGUACUGAAGGCGAACAUAAAACAGGCUUAUUUCACGAAUACUGGCGACAAAACAACGAGAUGUCCGUCGAGUAUUGCGAGAAAAUCCGGGAUCAGUUGUGGAAAACAAUUUCAGAAAAGCUCUCGAAGGAAAACAGUGGAUACACGUAUGAGCAACUCAAAGAAGAUCUCAAAAGAUUUGAAAUAGACUACAGGCAAAAUGCUAAAGGUCCGGCAAAGGAAAAGGUUUAUGGUGAUUUCCUUGAGUUCGUGAAGUCAGAGGAGAAGACGUUUUCGAAGCUGCAGGAUUUUAAGGAAGAAGAAUUCCAGGAGAAGCAGAAGACGCUCGAGAUGAACGCGAGACUCGAGGAAAUUCAGGAGGAACAGCGACGUGUUGAGGACACCAUGUUGGAAGAGAUGGAGGAGCAUAAACGACAAGCUACAAAACUGAGCGAAGAGUAUAACGAGAAAAUUGAUAAGAUGAAACAGGAAGAAAGAGAGGUGUACUUGCAGCGCAUGCGUGAACAGAUGGAGAUGAUGGAAAGCACGAUGACAAAGAACGUGAGCGCUUUACAGGAGAUGGCGAGCAAGAACAUGAAGUUUAUUGAAGAGAGCGUUAAAAUGGCGCGGGAGGAAGCCGCCGAGCAGCGAAAACAAAUGGUUGAAAUUGUUAAAACUGUACAAGAAAAGAAUGCUCAAAUUGCCAAAGACCUCGCAGAACAAACAAAAAAGAAGAGAACGAGUCCAUUUGAAGCACUCACGGAUUUCAUUCCUGUUGUAUCAGCCUUCACGAGCCUUCUAGGAUCGUUUCAUAAACCAAAAGCAAAAUAAUUUCAAGGAUAAAUUAAAAUAUGUAUCACAGAGCUGAUUAAAAGAAUAAUAAAAGAAGCGAGAUUGGU